Messenger RNA from Macrosteles quadrilineatus (aster leafhopper), 4899 nucleotides. RefSeq lists its product as uncharacterized. Gene Ontology annotation, cellular component: nucleoplasm; ribonucleoprotein complex. Gene Ontology annotation, biological process: regulation of RNA splicing. NCBI's taxonomy places the organism in Eukaryota, Metazoa, Arthropoda, Insecta, Hemiptera, Cicadellidae. Gene Ontology annotation, molecular function: RNA binding. The record is from RefSeq and is a predicted model, not a curated record. Bases 374 to 4243 code for a protein of 1289 amino acids. The transcript is spliced from 4 exons.
CAGAAGAAUUCUUCGAAGUCUUCUUUGCGGUUUGUAGGGUUUAUAAGUUAUUGUUUUUUUUUAAUCAAGUUUUGUUCAUUUAAUAGUAAUUUCUCGUAGUUUAGGCCCUAAUAAGUAUUUAAGCUCUAUUAAGUAGUGUCAGUACACUUUCUAAGGCUGCCGAGACCGACGUUGGCAGCCAAGGACUCUCUAGAACUCGCGCCCUAAGGUUCGCGUAUUUUUGCAUGGUAGGGUUUUCACCAAUUGUCAUUAGGCCUGUACGUUUUCUCUACUUUGGAAAUGUAGGCCUAGUUCAAGUAUGAUACAAGCCUGAAUAAGGAGAAGAAGGACAAAAGCAAAUUUUGAUUCUUAACUAAGACAGACCCCAGUCAACAUGAGUGUUAUCAUCAGGCUGCAGAACCUGCCUUGGUCAGCCAAUGCGCUAGACAUCCGCCAAUACUUCCAGGGCCUCUCCAUCCCUGAAGGAGGUGUACACAUUGUUGGCGGAGAGCUCGGCGAUGCCUUCAUUGCCUUUAGCACUGAUGAAGAUGCCCGUCAAGCGAUGCUUACUGAUGGAGGAAAGAUUAAGGAAGUGAAGAUAAAAUUAUACCUCAGCUCACGUUCAGAGAUGCAGAAGGUCAUUGAAACCGCAAGGGCUCAAAGUAUGAGUCUUCAGACAUUCAUGCAAAUGCCCUCAACACAAAUUCCAGUGAUACCUGCUACACAGAUUCCACCAACUCCCUCACAGACGACACCUGUAAUACCACCAAUGCCUCAAAUCAAUCAGAUUGUGUCAAAACCAGCAACUCCGGAAAUAAAACCUCCACCUGUUCCGGUGUCUUCGAUUCCCACCCCAGAAGUGGCCAAGCCUGAACCUGAAACUGAAAAGAAAGAUCAAGAUACAGACAGCAUCUCCGGAAAAGAUGACAAACGAGGUCGCAAGGGUCGUUCAAGGUCUAAAUCUAAAAAUCGUUCUAAAUCAAAAGAUCGGUCAAGGUCCAGAGAUAGAUCAAAAUCCCGUGAUAGAUCGAGGGACAGGUCAAGGUCUAGAGACAGAAAUCAUAGACGUAAAGAUAAUUAUCGAGAUAGAAGACGACGAAAUAGAAGCAGAAGCAGAGAUCGUAGGGAUAGAAGAAGAUACCGAGACAGAAGCAGAUCCAGAGACAGAUCCCGCAGGUCAUCAAAGGACAAGAAACGAGACUAUGAUCGCAAUGAACAAAACAAUAUAGAGAAUAGCAACGAUGCGCCAGCUAAUGUAGCUGUAGAAAAGGAUAUUCCAAUGCCAACUACUUUGGCUCAACCAGGCAAACCAGGAUUCAGCAAUUCAGGUUGGGUUGCAGCAGGGGCCUCUGAUAAAGCAACUGGUCCACUUCUCUCCACUCCGAUUGGGUUUAGUAUUAGUAAAAAUCCAACUGCUGCAGCGUCACAACCUUCCAGAUCUGGUACAAAUCCUAAUGCGCAGCAAAUUCAGAUACCCAACCAAAUUCCAGUUCCCCAACAAGCUAUCCCUAUGUCCCAACCUCUGAAUAUGCCACCUCAACCUCCUAAUUUCCCCAUGAUGCCUAUGGAUGUUCCUAAAGAUCAAGAUGGAAGAAGGUUUGACCCUAACACAUUUCCUCCAGGCGCUUCUCAGCUUCCUCACAGUCUCCCACCCUCACUACAAAAUACCCCAUUUGGAAGAAACCAACCUUUACUCCCUCCGAACGAAUCAAAUAGUAUGAUGCCUCUAAAUGAUCCUGGGAAAUUUCCAAAUAUGGCUGGUUGGCCUCCUAUGAGACCACCAAUGGAUCCCUCCAUGAUGAUGCCCAUGCCAGAAAUUGGAAACCUGAACCCUCUAGAUAAGCAACCAUUACCUCAGCCGAUGGGUAAUAUGGGAAUGUUUAUGAGACCCCCAAUGAUGGUUCCCAAUGAUAAAUUUCAACCUCCGUAUGUGAAGCAUGAUCCAAGGAUGCAAAGUGAUUUUACUCAAUCCCAAAUUAGAAAUGAUGGACCAUACCCGCCUCAACAAAAUUUUCCUGGAAGUGAGUUUGGCCCUUCCAAUACAAUGAAUGUUUUCAUCAAUACCUGUGUAGAAAUCAGAGAUAUGUCAAUGAACACAACAAGCUUGGAUAUUAGGAGGUUUUUCCAAGGUUUACUAAUUCCUGAAAAUGGCAUCAAAAUCAUUACUGAUAAAAAGGGUAAUAAAGUUGGGAUAGCUUAUGUCCGAUUUGGAAAAGUCUACUUUAAGGAUAUGGCUCUCAAGAAAACAGGUCAACUCUUAAAUGGUUCACCUGUUGAAGUGCUACACAUUGAUGACAACAUAUUUGAUAAAGCUACAGAUGUUUCUGAAUUUUCAGAAAACUAUUUAGAAGAUGCUCCAGCUUAUCCAAAGCAUUAUAAUGACAGCUUUAGAAGACCACAAGAGCCAAUGGAACAUUUCACUGACUUAGUCAUUCAUGAUGUACCUUCCUUCGCUAAAGACAGAGAUAUUUAUAGUUUAUUUAAGGGUUUAAAAGUAGCUGAUGCUUUUGUUCUUUUAGGAACUGGAAGAAAGACAGCUACAGGAUAUGUUAGGUUUGAAUCCCCAGCUGAAGCCAGGAAAGCCCUAACAAGUUCAUCUAGACUGGCAAUCGGUUAUACUUCUGUGAAGGCAGCAGUAUGUUAUGAACAUGAGUUUGAUGAAGCCAGGGAUCGAAAGAAUAUGGAAGAAAAUGAUGAAGAAAUUAUGGAUCCCAAAGAUACAGGAUACAUUCCUCAGGAUGCAAGGGGUUCCAGGUUCUCUAAAAAUUAUCCUCCUCAAGCGUACGGCUCAGAAAGAACAGAUCCUAGAUUUAACCAGUCUGAGAAAAGAGUCUUAUUGCCCACACCCGGUCUUAAACCAUUUGAUCCAAGAUCUGGUCGCAGUAACAGCUCUAAUCCACCACACUUUGAUAAAAGGCAAAAUGAGUUCCCAUCCCGCUCUCCAAGGGAGGAUUUUCACCAGAAACCAUAUGGUCCUGAUGAUAUGCAUCACCAGAAAACAUAUCCGAGGGAUGGGGGAAGAGAUGGCGGACGCUACCCUUCUAAAUCCAAUUAUAGAGAUGAUCGUGGUAGAAGACACCAAUUUCAAAGCAAUCGAAGAAAUCAUCCUCAAGAGGAUUUCCAACGUAGUUCAUAUGAGGAAGAGUUCGAACCACAUCCACCCAACUCAAGGAACAAACCAACAAAUGACCAUCCAAAUGAUAUGCACAAACCUCCAAAUAUUAAACCUGAAAGUAUUUCUCAAGGCAGAGUGAAAGCCCCUAACAAGGAUGAUAAGACUAAAAAUAGUAAUGUAUCAACUUCUAAAGAAGAUCUUAUCAAAAGUGAUAACCAUGUUGAUCAAAAAGAUGUUAAAAGUGAUAAAAAUGAAAGUCGUGUACAAAAUGAAGUUGUAGAUUCUCAUACUGAAAAUCAGCAAACUGUUAGUACACCAAAUAAAAGAGAUUUAAAUCCCGAACAAGAAACUCAAAAUAGGUCCAAGAGACCUGCCAACUUUAUUCAGACUGACUGCCUUAUUCUGCGAGGGCUGCCUUUCUCUGUUACAGAUAGAGACAUUUUGGACUUUUUCUCUGAUGAAGGCCUUGCGCCUACUCAAAUACACAUUAUGCUAGACAAACAGGGCCAACCUGCUGGUGAUGCAUUUUGUGAGUUCAAUACAACUGAGGAAGUAGAGAGGGCAUUGAGUAAAAAUGGGACUCAUAUGGGUAGAAGUGUUGUGUCAGUUAACCCUGUAUCCAGAGAAGAACUUAUGGAAGCAAUUGGUAUCCCCCCUCCACCACAUGACCAUAUGCAAGAGGACUACCCACCAAAUUUUCCACAGCAAGAGUUUCGUCCUCAUUUCCGUCAUCCUCGAGGAAUGCCUGGCUAUCCUCCUCGUUUCCCUCGAGGUAGAGGGAGAGGCUUCCCACCUUCAAGAGGAAGAGGAAGAGGUCAUUUCCCCUAUCCUGAGGGGCCUGGUAGACAUCAUCCCCCACCGAAUGAAAUGGACGUAGAUUCACAAAGUGUAAAUGCCUUUGGCAAACCCGGAUGUGUAGUUGCUAUGGAGAACGUGCCAUAUCGUGCUGAAGUCCAGGAUAUCAUAGAUUUCUUUCAUGGUUUCUUUGUUCCUAGGGACAAUGUUAUCAGGAGAUUCAAUGAAGAUGGAAGGCCAACAGGAGAUGCUAGGGUAUGUUUCAGCAGUCCUAAUGAAGCUCUCAAAGCAGUAAAAAAUCUCAAUUUUAAUCAAAUAUUCAACAGGGAAAUAACUUUAACAUUGGUACAAUGAACAAGUAAUGUGUGUGAACCAAUGGUUUCAGGUUUUUUUUUUAUCUGGAUUGUAAAAAGUAGUUUUAAAGAUGAUUACAAAUAAAUUUGUAACUAUCAACCAUUUAAAGUUUAUCAUUAAUCCAUCAUUAAGAAUAAUUAAUUGUCGAAAUAAAGGUAGCCCUUGAUUAUUUUGCAAAAUCACUACAAUAGUUUGUUUCCAAGAUGCUAAAUGUCGCCAUUAUUUUGGUGUAAGUCUUAGUAUUCUCAAAUCUUUAUUUUAUAUAAAAAAGGAUCUCAAGCAACGGAUUUUAACAAGUAGACUACUUUCAAAUUGUAGUUAUGACAUAUUUCAUGCAAUUUCACUAUAUAAAAUUGUUUGAAACUUCUUUUAUUUUAUAUAUACACUUUCUCAUUUUAAAACUUUAGCCUAUAGUGUAAACAACAACCACAUGGUGGUUACCUCAUGCCCAUAAGAUGGAAAAAAUAGAUAAAUGUGUUUUUUUUUUCAUUAUUUGUGAGGUGUUUUAGUGGACUGAAGAUCUCAGAUUAGAAUUAAUUUUCUUGAAUGUACAUAUAUAAAUAUUAGGAGUUGAUACUUGUAUAUAUAGAGAUAAAAUUUGUAUAAAAGUCAUCAGUGUUGUUUUGCAUUAUUUUCAUACACAAAUUUCUUAUUAU